Molecule: messenger RNA, 621 nt
Organism: Acaulospora colombiana
Lineage: Eukaryota; Fungi; Glomeromycota; Glomeromycetes; Diversisporales; Acaulosporaceae
Source: the annotation of a GenBank genome assembly
AUGAGCUUGUCCUUUUGUUUUGAGAGUAGCAACGAUUCGUUCAUUAGAACAAGUCCUUAUUAUCAUAGUCCUCGUUAUUCACAAGAGGAUAGUGACAAUGAUUGGGUAGAUUUGUCGCAUAAAGGCAAAGGUCCGGAGUCUUGGAGCGACAGAAUGUGGGAUAAUUCAGUUAUAUGUCAAUUUCUGCGAGAGGAAACGAACAUUCAAGAUCUAUGGGUGCCUGCUUCAUGUCCUGCAAGUCCAACGCGUUUGCCGACAAAGUAUGAAUUACAUGCAAAGCGGUUACCAUUUCUAGCUCGUUUUGAAAUGAUAAGAUUAUCAAAACCUUUUGGACCAAUAGAGGCUUCGGAAACGGUGUGGGAAGAAUUGGUUGAUCGUGUCGACUUCCAUGUUUUUUCGAAGAUAUGUCGCGAGCAGCUCGAACGUUGCAAAAAAAAUAACGUGCAGACAGAAUUGAGAAAAUUAGUUCCCUACUCUAGCUCAUUAUGGAAAGCAAGUGAGCAGCCCCUAACUUCAAAGAAAGGUUCGUCAUUACAUCUCAUAUUUUCGGCGAAUGUUAUUAUGAAAGACCGAAAAUUGCAGAUGGAGCUAAACCCGCCGAAAACGGGAUUAUCCAAAAGA